GGGCUUUUCUGGGGCGGCAACGUUUGGGUGCCCUGCAGCGCACGGGAGACAAAAGCAAGGAUGGGACGCUGGCGGGUCCUCGUCUCGCAUUGUGCUCGUUGGCGGGUUAUGCAGGUCCUGCUGCUCUUGGGGUUGACCUCACUGUUAACUGGCAGAGUAAAAGCUGGUGGAAAAUCUUACACGGGACCAUGUGGAGGAAGAGACUGUAGUGGGGGGUGUCAGUGUUUCCCUGAAAAAGGAGGUCGUGGUCAACCAGGACUACUUGGACUUCAGGGAUACUCUGGACCCCCAGGAUUAAUGGGUAUCCCAGGCUUACAAGGUCACAAAGGUCACAAAGGUGAAAGAGGGCAACCUGGAGUAACUGGACCAAAAGGAGAAGUGGGGCUCAGAGGAGUAACUGGUUUUGCAGGUGCAGAUGGCGUUCCUGGUCAUCCUGGGCAGCCAGGAUCAAGGGGAAAACCAGGUCACGAUGGCUGCAAUGGGACCAGAGGUGAUGCCGGCGAACAGGGAAGACAGGGGCCCAGUGGUCUACCUGGUUUCUUUGGAAUCCAAGGACCAAAAGGUCAGAAGGGGGAACCUUUUGUAUUGCCUCCUGAGAUAAUGAGAAAGUUCAGGGGAGAGCCUGGUGAUCCGGGAUUGUUUGGCUUUCCGGGACCUCAAGGUGCUCCAGGUGUCGUGGGUUUAAUUGGUCCAACAGGAAAUCCAGGAAAACCUGGACCCAAAGGGCAACAGGGACCUCGAGGACCUCCAGGUUCCAAAGGUCUUGACUAUGAUGGAGCAAAAGGUGAAAAGGGUGACUUAGGUCUUCAGGGUCCUCCUGGGCUUCGCUCUACAGGGGAGGUGACAGGUUACCCAGACUCAGUCGUAUUAGAAAAAUACAAGGGUGAAAAGGGAUUAAAAGGAGAAACUGGAGAAACUGGAAAAACAGGUUUACCUGCAUCUUCAGCAGAAAAGGGAGAAAAUGGAAUAAUGGGUUACCCAGGAGAGAGGGGAUUACCUGGUAUCAAUGGCAUCCCAGGACCAGAUGGAGAAAAAGGUUUUCAAGGAUUUGAUGGCAUGCCAGGUAGCAGGGGUCCUAAAGGAAUGAAGGGAGAGCAGGGUGAGAGAGGCAUUCAAGGACCUCCUGUUUAUACUCCAUAUCCCAUUCCAAGAAAAGGUGUAAGAGGAGAGCCAGGAUUUCGAGGUGUUCCUGGACCUGCAGGAGACCCAGGGAACCAAGGAGAGACCUGGAUUCCAGUCCUGUUAAGGUCCAAUGGCUUUCCUGAAGACUCUGAAAAGAGAGGGUUACCUGGGGAAAUGGGUCCCAAAGGUUUCCGUGGAGAAUCAGGUUUUCCAGCAUAUCAGCCAGGUCCACGUGGUAGUGAUGGUAAACCUGGACUUCCAGGAUUACCUGGCCCACCUGGCCCUCCAGGAAUUGCAGGCUAUCCUUUUGGACUGAAGGGACCUACGGGGGAUCCAGGUGAGAUAGGCAGCCGAGGUUUCCCUGGAAAACGAGGACUAAAAGGAUAUAAAGGUGAAACAUCAGACUGCAAAUGUAUUGAAAGUGAUGAAGCCAGACGGGGUCCUGCUGGUCUACCUGGUCCACCAGGUUUUCCAGGCCCCUUUGGACAAUCUGGGAAGAAAGGAGAUGUUGGUGACCAAGGUCAGCAUGGUCUUCCAGGCUUCUCUGGUACAAAAGGAUUCCCCGGUGAAGUUGGAUUUCCUGGGCCAAAAGGGGAGAAAGGAGAUUCUAGAUAUGCUACAACAAAAGGUAUCAAAGGAGAUCCAGGAAGUCCUGGAAUACCUGGCAUUAAAGGUGAAGAUGGGUUUCCAGGAAAAGAUGGUAUAGAUGGCUUACCAGGGCUUCCUGGCCUUCCAGGUGAUGGUAUAAGAGGUUCACCAGGUGACCAUGGUUAUCCAGGACCACCAGGUGAUAAGGGCAUUCCAGGAGAGAUUGGUGUGCCAGGUGCAGGGUUACCUGGCCCAAAAGGAAACCGUGGCCCUCCAGGUGACACUGGAACAUAUGGAAAUCCGGGGCUUCAAGGUACCCCAGGUCCUCGGGGUGCUCCUGCCCAAUUAGAUUGUAACCAAGUUACUGAAGAUCUUUCUAGGGGAGAUGGCACCAAAACAGUUUGGCCAGGGGCACAAUGUGUGAGAACACCAAAAGGAUCCCCAGGAAAGCCAGGGUUUCCGGGAGCUGUAGGUUCCAAAGGUGCUAAAGGAAUUCCAGGUGAACCAGGUCUGGAUGGAUUUCCAGGGUUAAAAGGUUUCCAAGGUGAUCCAGGUCGUGAGGGAUUACCAGGUCCUCCAGGUUUCACUGGACCUCGGGGCGAUGGAGGCCCUCCAGGGCUACCGGGAUUACAGGGCAAACCAGGCAGUUCAGGAAAACCAGGUACACCAGGGCCUGCAGGACCAAAAGGAAUUGCAGGUGAAAUUUUAGGAGCAGCACCAGGCACCCGAGGGGAAGUUGGAGAAUUUGGACUCCCAGGAUUAAAAGGUGUACAAGGAGACCAAGGAGUAACAGGAAUUAGAGGAACUGGUGGUACUCCAGGCUUUCCAGGACCCAAAGGACAGCGAGGAUCCCCAGGUCUUCUUGGUUUGCCUGGUCUGCCAGGACGACCAGGAUUGCAUGGAUUCCCAGGGCUUCCAGGGCAGCAAGGACCUUCCGGCAGAAUUGGCUCACCAGGAUUUGUUGGUUUGGCUGGUUCCAGAGGGGAUCCAGGUGAGCAAGGUUUCCCUGGUCCUGUGGGCAUGAAAGGUCUGGCCGGAGACAAAGGUGAACUUGGUAACAAAGGAGCACCAGGGGCACCUGGCGUACCUGGUCUCCCUGGCAUAGAAGGAAUGCGGGGUUUUCCAGGGUUAAAAGGUACCAAAGGUUCACCUGGUGUUGAAGGUUUCAAAGGUAUGUUGGGCCUGAAAGGAAAACCAGGAUUGAAAGGACUCAAAGGCGAAAUUGGCUCUUUUGGCAGUCUGGGAAUUAAAGGUCUACAAGGGGAACCCGGCCAUAAAGGUGACCGUGGGGAAUCGGGUCCAUCAGGAAAACCACCAGAUAUUUUUCAACACAUGUAUAUGGCUAAAGGUGAGAAAGGAGAUAUAGGACAAGCUGGCUCAAAAGGCGAGAUAGGCUUUAAAGGUAAGAACAUGUUAAGUUUUUACGAACAUCCCCUGAUCUUACAUGUCAUACUGGUUUUUGGAUCAGCUAGUCAGAUUGAAGGCAAGAAAGGAGACGUUGGUCUUAAAGGAGUGACAGGUGUUCAGGGGUAUCCAGGUACAACUGGACCCCGUGGCAUAUCAGGUUUCCCUGGAGCCACUGGAAUCAGGGGUGAAAAGGGUAUUGAAGGAACCAGAGGUGAUGUUGGUACAUAUGGCCUUCCUGGGCAAACUGGUGAUCGAGGAGAUACUAUAAACUUACCAGGAAGCAAGGGCCUGAAAGGAGAAGCUGGCAUAACUGGAUCAUUGGGUGUGAAAGGAACCCUAGGAGACAAAGGAGAAAUAGGUGAUCCUGGUAUUAUUGGCAUUGAAGGCUUGAAGGGCUCCCAAGGUUUUCCUGGCUUAAAAGGGGAACAAGGCUUCCCAGGGCUGGUUGGAUCACCAGGAUCACAGGGAGAGCCAGGUAUUCCUGGAUUUCAAGGUGUAAAAGGAAGUCACGGAUGGCCUGGCUUUGCAGGACAAGAAGGUUUACCUGGCUUCCGAGGAAUCAGUGGAUUGGAUGGUUUGCCAGGCACUAAAGGCUUACCAGGGUCCCCAGGUCCAGAUGCAUAUGGGACUGCAGGUUUCCCAGGUAUUUAUGGUGACAAAGGGGAAGCAGGAGAACCGAGCAGAAUUGAAGGCACCAGAGGAGCUCCAGGUCAAAAAGGAGAGAGAGGCAAUCCAGGAGAACGAGGCCCAGUUGGUGACCCAGGAGCUGACGGAAUUCCAGGCUUUCCUGGCACUUCAAACAUUUCAGGAAUACCUGGUGAUAUGGGUUCCCAAGGUUUAGAUGGAGUGCCAGGCUAUCCAGGGCCUCAGGGCAGACCUGGACCCCCAGCUCUACCAGGAAGCAAAGGAGAAGAGGGUCAAAUAGGUGUGCUUGGAGAAGAUGGUCAAAAAGGAUCUAGAGGUGACCCUGGACUACAGGGGAGACCUGGAAUUUCAGGGUACCCUGGACCAAAAGGCUAUAAAGGUGCGCAAGGUCUCAUGGGCUCUCUUGGCUUUGUGGGAGUAUCUGGUGACAGAGGGCCCACUGGACCCAAGGGCGACAGAGGACAAACAGGUAUUGAGGGACCUCCUGGAUCUCCUGGGCUGCCUGCAGUCCCUCCAAAGCUGGUCACUCAAAAGGGUGCAACAGGCCCACAAGGAAAAAUAUUUCCCCCAGAUCCAGGUGACCCAGGUUUUAGAGGCCCACCGGGUAAACCAGGGUUCCAAGGAAGAGGCGGCAUAUCAGCUCCUUCAGGUUUCAGAGGAGAUCAAGGACCAUCAGGUUUUCCGGGUCUGGCAGGCAUUGAGGGUGAACCAGGCCAUCCAGGUAACCCUGGGCUACCAGGUAUGCCAGGUCGCAGUGUUAAUAUUGGGUACCUUCUGGUGAAGCAUAGCCAGUCUGAGCAAGAGCCAAUGUGUCCAGUUGGUAUGAAUAAACUCUGGAGUGGCUACAGUCUACUGUACUUUGAAGGACAGGAAAAAGCACAUAACCAGGACCUUGGGCUGGCUGGAUCCUGUUUGGCUCGCUUUAGUACCAUGCCUUUCCUCUACUGUAACCCUGGGGACCUCUGUUAUUAUGCAAAUCGAAAUGAUAAAUCCUACUGGCUCUCAACUACAGCACCUCUUCCAAUGAUGCCUGUGGCAGAAAACGAAAUUAGACCAUAUAUCAGUCGUUGUUCUGUCUGUGAAGCCCCAGCUGUUGCAAUUGCUGUGCAUAGUCAAGAUGUGUCUAUUCCACACUGCCCUGAAGGAUGGCGCAGUUUAUGGAUUGGAUAUUCCUUCCUUAUGCACACUGGAGCUGGUGAUGAAGGUGGAGGACAGUCACUGGUUUCUCCUGGGAGCUGUCUGGAAGACUUCAGAGCUACUCCUUUCAUUGAAUGCAAUGGUGCCCGAGGAACCUGCCACUACUAUGCAAACAAGUAUAGCUUCUGGCUUACCACUAUUAACCAGGAAUUCCAGAGCUUUCCCUCAGCAGAUACGUUGAAGGCAGGUCUCAUCAGAACUCAUAUCAGCAGAUGUCAAGUCUGCAUGAAAAAUUUGUAAAAAAAGAAUAAUAAUAGUAAUAAUCCCUAGCUGUAAAAGGAAAAUGUUUCAACAAUGUUCGAAACCUUUAGAAAAAAAAUCAGUGGUGCUUAUUUAACUUAUUACCUCAAAAGCUGAAUGAAAAGUUGAUUGAGAAGUGUCUGUAAAAACACAAAACACUUAUACCAAAUACUGGCUGCUCCUCCCAGAAUACACUAUAUUUUGCUCAUCUAACACCAUGUUAUUUGCUAAUUGAGUCAAACUUGAAAACCAAAAAAAGCCCACAAUACCUAUCCAAUUACUAAUCUAACAGUUCUCUUGGGUAUAUCCAUUCUCUAACCUGUUUAAUGUAAAUAUUAAAUUAAAUGUACUUCUUCUCUUAGCAAUAAACUAACAGGCGUAGUUCAUAUUAA
This is a messenger RNA of Pelodiscus sinensis (Chinese soft-shelled turtle), 5591 nucleotides long. NCBI's taxonomy places the organism in Eukaryota, Metazoa, Chordata, Testudines, Trionychidae. The record is from RefSeq and is a predicted model, not a curated record.